GCUCGAGAAACAGUCAGCAUGUUGCCCAGUUGGUUAACGGAGGCGUAUGUCCAAAAAGCUUUACAAAACUUCCACAAGGACGAUCAGCUCCGAGUAAGGAAAAUAUGGGCCAAACCGGCAACGGAGAAAGGCGAGAACUACGUGGGAGUUAUGACUCGGAUUUAUGUGGACUUUGAACGUGGAGAUGGAACUAAGCUUAAAAGUUCCUAUAUCCUGAAGCAAGGCGUUCCUUCGGAUGCUCCUCAAGCUAAACUAUUUAAGGAAUACGAUGUUUACAACAGGGAACUGGAGAUGUACGACGUCGUCCUCCCCAAAAUGGCCAAGAUUCUCCAAGAGGCCAACUUUAACGAUAAGCUAAUGGCGGAGGCAAUAAUUGUUGAUCGGGAUCGCACGAUAAUGAUUCUCGAGGAUCUGGCUCCUCUCCGGUACAUGAAUGCGGAUAGGGUGAAGCAACUCGACAUGACUCACACCAAGCUGGUUCUCGAUAUGCUGGCCAAGUUCCACGCUGCAGCGAUAGUGCUGAAUCAACGCGAGCCGAAUCUCUUGAGCCAGAACUAUGAUGCACAUUUCUUUUCGAGGAGCAAAAAAGGUUACGGGGAGGUCUUCGUGGGUUUGUUCAGGGCAUUCAUUAGGUACGUGAAUACCAAACCGAAUCUUAAGAAUCGCUACGCGGAAAAGUUGGAGAAUAUCAUCAAAAACUUGAUGGACUACGCCGGCCGAUCUGUCGACGUCGGUGAGAAGGACCUAAAGACAUUAGUUCAUGGGGAUUGUUGGACUACAAACGUUAUGUAUCUGUACGAUGACGAGGGCAAUCCCAUCACUGUCCUGCCCAUUGACUUCCAGUUCAGCAGUUUAACAUCUCCGGUAGUGGAUUUGCAUUACUUCUUCAGUACUUCCCUGAAGACUGAAGUGAAGGACAAAGAAUUAGAGCUGGUCCAGUACCACUAUUACGGCCUGAAAAAGACAUUGGAAGCACUUUCUUACAAAGGCUUAUUUCCAAGCCUUUUUGAGUACCAGCUUCAAUUCGAAAGGCGACGAUUCUUGAGUGUAAUUAUCGCCAACGUAUUCCAACCGAUUAUGGUAUACCACGGUAGCGAGGACUGCGAGUUUAUAAAUCUUUAUCAGGAUACUCCAGAAGGCAUUAAGUUCCAGGACUCGAUGUAUGAAAACGAAGAGAUUCAGAGAAGAAUCGAGACCAUACUACCCUUCCUUGAUGCCAAGGGCUUCUUAGAUGCUCAUUAAUCGUUAAGCUCAUGUAAUAUUGAGUAAUAAAACAAUGUGCUCUGUGUGAAAAAAAAUAUUUUAUAUACGAUAUCAACCAAGUGAACUGCUAUCACGCUUUUAGCACGGACAAACAAAAAUUAAGAUUGUAGGCAUGUUUUCGUCACAAUAAAGUGUUCGAGAACUAGAA
Messenger RNA from Drosophila eugracilis, 1411 nucleotides. RefSeq lists its product as uncharacterized. Lineage: Eukaryota; Metazoa; Arthropoda; Insecta; Diptera; Drosophilidae. The record is from RefSeq and is a predicted model, not a curated record.